Melitaea cinxia (Glanville fritillary) is the source of this 1087-nucleotide messenger RNA. RefSeq names its product dehydrogenase/reductase SDR family member 13-like. The transcript has a single exon. Lineage: Eukaryota; Metazoa; Arthropoda; Insecta; Lepidoptera; Nymphalidae. The coding region runs from base 38 to 1039 and encodes 333 amino acids. The record is from RefSeq and is a predicted model, not a curated record.
UUAUUCCACUCGCUCAUAUCGCGGCAAGCGCACCGAAAUGUCGCUCGUUGUUUAUAUUAUCACAACGCUUAUAAUCUUAGUGUUAAUAGUAGGUCUGUAUCAAAAAUCUACAAACGCGAUAUGCACGUCGAGAAAGAGGCUGGAUGGGAAGACCGUGAUUGUUACCGGGGGAACGACGGGUAUUGGCUUAGAAACAGCAAUGGACUUCGCUGAAAGAGGCGCUCGAGUUAUCAUCGCCUGUCCCUUUCAAAGCGAAGGGGAUAACGCCCUAAAAUUGAUCACAGAAAAAACAGAAAACAAGCACGUAGUUUUCAAACUGCUUGAUUUAUCUUCAUUAGCAUCUAUCAGAAAAUUUACAGCAGACAUCAUUGACACAGAGAAAAGAUUGGAUGUUUUAAUAAACAACGCUGGUAUUGGAUUCGCUAACAAGCCUGUAACAGAAGAUGGGAUGGGUUUUAUGAUGCAAGUGAAUUAUUUCGGACCGUUCCUACUGACUUUAUUGUUGUUACCGCUCUUGAACAAGACUGGAACGAUAUCUGAACCCGCUAGAAUAGUCAAUGUUUCAUCUGUAUUACAUAAUUUUGGUUUUAUUAAUUUAGAUAAAAUUAACGUUACCAAAUAUUGGUUACCAAUGUUUGGAUUUUGGUAUCAAGUGCAGAUUUAUUCAAACAGCAAGCUUUGUUCCAUGUUAUUUGCUCAUAAAUUAAGUAAAAAACUUAGAGGUAACAUCGUUGUGAAUUGUGUUGAUCCUGGUUACGUCGGAACUAGAAUUUUCGGAGAUUGGGGAAGAAUUUUAGGUCCCGUCAUGAUCGCAUUAGCUUUAUUAUUUUUCAAAACUCCCUGGUACGGCGCUCAGACGACGAUAUAUGCGACAUUAGACAGGGAAGCAGGAAAGGUCAGUGGGCAAAUGUUUAAGAAUUGUCAGUUAUCUCGAGCGAAGCGAUCUGCCUACGACGACGAGACGGCUCAGAAGUUGUGGAACAAGUCUAUCAGUUUGGUUGGAUUGAGCAGUGAGGAGCUUGAGCAGUGUUUUCAGUAAACAUUUGUGUUUGUUAUUGAAGAUUGUUUCAUAAACAAAAACUAUGUA